GCCACACCGGACUGACUGAGGCUGAACACAGCAUUCUUUUUAAGACUGGAGACCUGCCGCAGCAAAACCGUCGGUUUGUUUGUUGGUCGUGUUCCCGCUUGCUCACAACCCCCCCUUACCUAUUUUCCUUGCCAAUAUCCUCUGCGUAACCUUCGCGACCAGAGUACCGCAAAGAUGUCAGAGGGAGCCCACCUACUUCCUCUGCCUCGCUGGACCGUCAUCGUCCAUUCGGUUCAGAUUCUGGUUGCCAUUCUCAUCCUUGCUCUUGACGCAUAUGGAAUUCAUUAUAUCGUAUACAAUGCGCUUGUCUUCUCUCUGGUCACCGCUCUCCUGACGCUCAUCAUCUGCGCCUACAUCAUCGCGAGCACCCUCUCCCUCCACUCGCUCUACAACUACUGGGCCGUGCUGGCGCUCCACAUCUUGAUGGUCAUCUUCUGGGUGACGGACCUCGGCCUUGUCGCAAACCUCGCGUCUCUCUGGUCCGGACGAAGCGACACGUACUACUAUUACUACAACAAGCGUGACCUGGUUAACCUCGCGAAGAGGGAUACGACCGUCGGCGCGUACUAUGGUGCACUUGCUGCUGGUGCCUUCUUUGGUGCCGUUCAAUUCGUCCUCUGGGUUGUUUCGUUAGUCUUCGUCGGCAUGUACAUUCAUCGCCACCGCUCCGGCCAGGAGGGCAAUCCCGAGGCCGCCAACCCCGCCUACACGGGCGUCCAACAGACUGCCCCCGUCGAGCAAGUUCAACCCCAGCAGCCAGUCUAUGGCCAGGUACCCGUGCCGGCUCCCCAGCAGCAGAUGUAUCCCCAGCAGCAACCCCAGCCUCAGUAUGCACAGCAGCCCGUGUACGUCCAGCAGCCGCAACAGCCGCAGUAUGCUCAGUACGCUCCGGAUCCCGUUUCCCGCGAGCACACUGUCAGCCCCGUCUCGUCAGCGGCGGGAUACACCGGUGCAGUGCCACCCAACCCCAACUCCUCCGAGUUGGCUGCUCUGCCUCCCAACCCAAAUCUACCCGAACUCGAUCAGCGAAGGUGAUGGGAUAGUGUGUGAAUCGCACCGUCUAAAGGCACCGCGUGGUUCUCUUGUUACACAACGAUAUCGAUACGUCGACUUGUCCUCGGUAUAUACCCCUUGACGCUGUCCAGGUCCUUCGAGGCAAUGUGACGUCUUGUCAUACACGGACCCUGCAUAAUAGAUGCUCUCAUGAUUGCACUUUCAAAUCUUUUGCAUGAAUUAUAC
Molecule: messenger RNA, 1239 nt
Organism: Westerdykella ornata
Lineage: Eukaryota; Fungi; Ascomycota; Dothideomycetes; Pleosporales; Sporormiaceae
Exons: 3
Coding region: 175-1035 (286 amino acids)
Source: RefSeq, a predicted model, not a curated record